Molecule: messenger RNA, 1089 nt
Organism: Daktulosphaira vitifoliae (grape phylloxera)
Lineage: Eukaryota; Metazoa; Arthropoda; Insecta; Hemiptera; Phylloxeridae
Exons: 11
Coding region: 91-939 (282 amino acids)
Source: RefSeq, a predicted model, not a curated record
AAAUUAAUAAGUAGUAGUCUUUUAUUUUAUUCAAGGAAACAAUAUAUUCAUUUUAGUAAAGCAAUAAUAAUUAUUUUAUAAUACUAGAAGAUGAUUAAAUUUACAUUGUAUUUUACUAGUGUUCUGUUGAGUUUUAUUGAUCAAUCACAAAUGAAUGGAUGGUGUUUUAUGGAGGAUGUUUUUGUAAACAUAACACCAAUAUGUGACCCAAAUGAAGAUACAAUAAACAACGAUCCAGCAGAUAUAUCAAAUGAUAAUGCAGUAAAUACUUCAGAAGGUGACCCAAAUGAAGAUACAAUAAACAACGAUCCAGCAGAUAUAUCAAAUGAUAAUGCAGUAAAUACUUCAGAAGAUAAUACAGUAAAUAAUUCAGAAGAUUUAUUAUGUCAUAUUUGCCAACAAGAGACAAACUCAGUUACCAUCUCCCCCUGUGGUCACAUUGUAGGAAACUAUUGCGCAAAUAAAUUCUCAAGAGGUGACGUAGAUUGUCCUUUUUGUAUUCGAAAGAUUGAAAAUUUUGAAAACUUAUUUAGUUUGACAGAUCAUGAAUUUGAAAAACGAAGCCCGUACCGAUUACGUGUCCUUACUGAAAACGAAACAAAUAAUUUAAAGUCUAAAAUUCAGAAUGGCAUGACUGACGAGGAAUUUAUGGCACGUUUUUGGUACCUUCGACGUUGCCAAGAACCUGAUAGAUCUUUGCUGUUGAACAUUAGAUCUCAUAUUAUAACUCUUGAUGAUCGUAUAUAUAUCGCGGAACUAAAAGGGAAACUAUUGUCUGGCGAAAUUUCAGAAAUUGAUGUAUACAAAAAUCAUUUUAAACAAGAAUUAAAUAAUAUAGAAUAUGUUAUGCUAUAUUUAUUUUAUACAGAAUUCCAAAAUCCUUAUAAAGAAUACGAAUUUAAAGUACGAAAUAAUUACCUUGAUUUUAUUUAUACGUAAUUAUUUAUAGAUACUAAAUUAAUUAAAAUGUAAAACAAUUUAAGAAAAUUUUUUUAACUAUGUAGUUAAAUAUUUAUUGGUUUAUUGCUUAUCAAUGUGUAAUAUUUCAUUGAUGAAUAAAAAACUUAUUAAACAAAAAUGUAAAAGUAA